Caenorhabditis angaria is the source of this 347-nucleotide messenger RNA. NCBI's taxonomy places the organism in Eukaryota, Metazoa, Nematoda, Chromadorea, Rhabditida, Rhabditidae. The record is from the annotation of a GenBank genome assembly.
AUGGUCAAUUCGACUUACAAUCUAUCAUUACGAAAUGCUCAAAAUGAGAAUGGACAUCGUCGAGAUGAACCGAGACUUGAAAUGCAAAAUAAUUGUUUUGAACUCGAGGGAGCCAUGGAAAGUGUAGCAUCGAUCAGUGAAGCACCAGGUAUGUUUUUGUUAUUGAAGCUUUCUCCUCCAGAACCCCUAAAAGGGUUAUAACUUCAUCAAAUUUGAAACAAUCAAAUUUUACAGUUCUGUUCAAUGUUCAAAGAGCUCAAAAUGUUGCUGAUUUUGUCUGUUUUGCCUUUAUGGUUAUUUUUGCUGCAAGUGUUGCAAUUUACUUCGUAUUAACAUUAAAAAGAUAA